Diversispora eburnea is the source of this 531-nucleotide messenger RNA. The record is from the annotation of a GenBank genome assembly. NCBI's taxonomy places the organism in Eukaryota, Fungi, Glomeromycota, Glomeromycetes, Diversisporales, Diversisporaceae.
AUGUGGUGCGAUAAUUGUUUUCUUCUAUUUCCAUUAAGAGCUGGAGCUAUUAGUUUGGGUGUAAUAAUGACGAUGUACCAAAUUGUCGGUGGUGCGCUUUUAUUUACAUAUGGAGACUUUUUCUUUUUCCACUUGAAUGAAUCAUCAAUCUAUGGUGGUUACGCUUUUGCACAAGCGGCAAUGUCUAUCAUUGCUGUAAUUGCAUUUUCAAUGCGAUCUGAAACGUUUGCGAAUUUCAACCUACGAGUGUACCCCAUAAUAAUAAUUUUGGGUCUAACUCGAGGAAUAAUAAUGGCUUGGUCAUUGGAUCAUUAUAAAGAUAGAAUUACAUGGGAAUGUGAUCAUGGUGUGACAGAUGAUAGAAUAUUACCAGUUAAAUUUUGUGAUAAUGACUUAAAAACGCUCAUUGCUUUAUUCUCUAUGUUCCUUAUCGUAGAUUUUGGUUUAAUGUGUUAUUUUUAUUUUAUGAUAUGGAGAUUCGUUGUAAAAUUACAGCAUUAUCCAUUCCAAGGAAAAUUUUCUUUUUCAUAA